CAUAGGGGGCUGGUCGCGAACUUGACAGACAGAGAGCAUGGCUGCUACUGGCCGUUGCUGCGGACGCUCAAUGAUCCGUCAAAUGGACCACGGUUUCUUCUGCCCACUUAGGAAACAUCUUGCAAGGACGAAGUUCAAUGAGAAGAAAGGCAAUGCUGUCAGGCGGUUGACCUGCGAUGAGCAAAGGGUUUCUGAAGUAGGUGGCGGCACCGAUGUUGAGGCUGCCAGCGGCAGCCUUGCCCGUCAUGGGCGAUCGCUGUCGCAAAGCGGCGAAGAGUUGCUUUGUGCGACGCCAUUGGUUCGACAACCCCCUCUUCCAUUGUCUUGUCAAGCCGGAGCUAGUGAGGGAGUUGGUUUCGCUCUUUGUCAGGCACCUGCAGUUCGCGGCGGUAAUUGUGGAGAGCUUGCGCCUGAGCUCGAAUCAUUGGGCAUGGGAGAAGUUCGACCAGCAGCACUCCAUACCUACUUCCCCAGAAGAAUCCAUGACGCUCAAGAGAGCAAUGGUCCUGAUACUAAAUGUCCUCCUCGUCCUCGUGCCAGCGAGCAUGACUCACGAGCCAUGCAGCAACUUCGUACCGAUCGUCAUUAUCGUGUUGUCCAGCAGGCUAACGCGCACCAUGAGCGGCUGAUCUUGGACGAAGUGGAUUCCGCACCUGGGCCUGAAGGUGGUACAAGGGGUACGGUACAUUCUUCGAUCAAGGGAGGACUAUGGCGGCUGCCUCUAUCUCGGCUCGCCCCUUAUGGCGAGGAGAAGGCGACGGCGGUGCCCUUGUCUUCCGCCGUGGCUCGUCAGAGAAUGAGAGCAGCAAAGGGGGGGAGGAUACCCCUGGAACCACUGCAACCGGGUGGGAAUAUUGGACGGUCGCUGCAACUCGAUGGUGGUGGCGGUGCUGUUGUGGGGACGAUCUCCAACGAUCCCGCUGCGAACAAAGGGGAGACGGAGAAGUCACCGCUAGCAGGGAGCUUAAAGUUCGUUCCUUGUACACUUACCGAGCGUGUUGCCUAUCGACUAUCCCCAUCCAAUGCCCACCCACCUCUUCCAAAAAUCACAUGGAGGUCGAAGGGAGUGCAAGGUCAGCAAGUGCAGGUGGAGGGAGGGGAGAAGGAGUUCCAAGACGCCCUUGUAAAGGAGGAUGAUGAAGGUCAGGCAGCCAUGAAGGAAGCUGACAGAUCAGAUCAGUCCCAGGGGCUGGGAUCGGAGAACCAGCUGGCGGACGAGGGAAAGAUGGUACCAGCAGGCGCUGGUGUAGAAUACUCUGGGAAGAGGGUCAGAUAUAGAUUGUUCCGAUGGCAAUUGCUACCGAUUGACUACAAGCCCGAUGACUCUCCCAGUAUGCGGAAUGUAAGGGGUAUGAGCAUCGACAGAGGAGGAGGAGGAGGAGGAGGAGGAGGAGGAGGAGGAGGCGAGGGAGGGGGUGCCGAAUAUGAAUCUGACAGCAGGAUCGUCGAGGAUCAAUGGCAGGUACGAUAUCCGUUGCAAGCUGCGCCCUCCAAUCGUCUCCACGUGGACCGAGUUGUAGUUCACGAUGCCGAAGGGGGUGUAGAAAGCAAGCACGCUCGUCGCAUGAUGGUCCUGGAGCACCCGGGACAGAGGUCCUUCCCAGUCAUGGACUACCAACAUCUGGACCUGGUUCAGGGAAGAUCUCCUCCCUUCGAACUGGUAGAGUCUGAUGUUCUCACCCCACAGGCUGGACAAGCUCCAGGGGGAGUAGUGAAAAAUUCAAACAUUGAAGGUGGGGAUGCUAAGGACAACGAGAAGGAUGAGUCGUGCAUUGUGAAGCCUAACAAGUCUAGGAAAAGACCCCGCUCUCAAAGAGAUGUCUUGGGUCCCCAACUCGGGCCCGCACAACAUCAAGAUGGAGAGGCUGAUCAAAAGAAUCCAAACGGAGUCUCAGAGUUAAGUCAACAUCAGGAAAGCGAAGUCCCUAGGCUAAGGCUGGCCGUAUCUCCUGUAAAAGAUACCUCUUUGCCACGUGUCCAAGUCGUGGAAGGUUUGGAUUUGCAUUCUCAUGGAUGGAGGAAUGAGGGACAACCAGAUUCCGAACCUGACUCCAAGCCUGGCAUCCGACGCAGUUCCAAACCAGGUCCAGACCAGAUUCUCACGGAUCGUACAAAAUCCAGCAGUCGUCCAGAUGGACGAUCAAGGAGACUAAGUACUACUAGGAAGGAGUCCUCAGUGCCCGUGAAAAGAAGGUAUGGCGGACUGCCCUCUGAGGACAACAAGGGUACCCUCAGGUACUGCCCUACCCGAAGGAAAGUAACUUCAAGGGCCGCCUUAACCGAAGUGGGUUUGAACUCGGGAGGCAGGAAGGUGGUGAAGAAUGUGAAGGAGGAGGAGAGGGAGAUGAUGAAUGAUGCAAGGCGAACCAGCUCCCAGGGUAGCAAUCGCUUGUGGCCCAAUUCCGCUGUGAAAGCAAGGGAGGUGGGUCAUCAGACGAGUGGGAAGAGGAGCGAGGAGCUGGUAAGGGCAUGGAUGGGACGGGCAGCAGGGAACCGGUCUGCUUCUGCUCCUGCCACGGCUGCUGAAGAUGGAGGAAGCAAGAGCCGAAGAGAAGAAGCUAACAUAACCAGAAAGUUGACAACGCCGUCCCCUGGCUUUCUUCCGGGAGAUGGUCGUGGAAUCGCAUUGAACUUGCAUAACAUUCCAAAGUUUCAGCAGCUGAAGAAGUACAUGCUGAUUCAACAAGCACUGUUGGAAAGCAUUUUGCAGUUUAGAAGACAGGAGAAAGAGAGGGAGAUGCAGCACAAGAAGCAGAUGCUUCUUAUGCGAAGGAAGUUGCUUCGCAUCAACAGGGUUGGCGGUGACAACGAACAAAAGCAGCAGCAGAAAAAGAAGAGGAAGAAGAGGAGGAAGAAGCAAAAUGUCGCCGAUGGAGGAGAAGAGAUGGAACUUCGUGGAAAGGUGAAAAGACCCAAGCUCUCUCAAUCAGAACAUAUGAAGAAUCCAGUUGCAGCUCGGAAAGCAGCUCAUGAUGAGGCGGUGGUGGCAAUGGUGAAUGGGAAGAAGAAAGACCGGGUGCCGCUUACUACUGGACACGCUGGUAGCAUCGGUCUGGUGAGGGGGGGUCUGGGGAAAGCAGAUGUGCCAGGUGAAAGAGUCAGUGUCUGCAAAUAUGCCUCACCAGUCAAUGAGACCUCUGACAGUAGUUCGGAUAUAGCAAAGAUUUGUGAAGCCUCUGAUGAAGCACUGACAAAGGAGAAGAAGAUGGCCCUCCGACAUGAUGUCAAAGUGGGUGAGCGGGGACCGUGGACUGAACAGAUAACAGGAGUCACUGAGGCUUGCUCUGGCGAUGGUUCCACAAUGGGGAAGGCUUGUGCAGCUACUGAAGAGGUGAAGGGGAUGACGCUGCAAACUGAUGUCAAAGCGGGCGAAGCAGGACCUCGGCCAGAGAGUAUAAGAGGAGGAACCGCCGAGGCUUGUUCUGGCACUGGUUCGACUGCCACCCCAGCUUCUGUUACAUACUCCGUAGAGGCAAAGGGGAUAUCACAUCAGCCCGAUUUGAAAGCCUGUGAUGGGGGACGCCGACCUGAACCGGAUAGAGGAGGAAUCAUUCUUAAUAAAAAAGCAGCUGCAGAUCAGAAUGGCACCGUGACAGUCGCGAACGAUGCAGCUGCAGCCAAAUGGAGACCUUGGGCAGGCGAAGGGCAGCAGCCGACUGCAGUCGAGAAACAACGAGCCACUUCUGAGAUUCUGAACGUGAUCAGCCAAGAGGCAACGGAGAAGGAACCUGGUCGAGCUGGAACAGACAAAGAGCGAGGUGCAGCUAAACCUGGUGCAGCUGGACCAGAGAAUCAACGAAUUGCAGUUAAACCUGGUCUGGGUGCAGUAGAGAAUGGACAAGGUGCAGCUAAACUGAGAACAGCUGAAUCAGGCAAUAGACGAGGUGCAGCUAAACCGCAGUCAGCUGAAGCAGGGAAUGGACGACGUGCAGCUAAACCUGGUCGAGCCAAAUCAGGGAAUGGACGAUGUGCAGCUAAACCAGGGACCGCUGAAGCAGAGAAUCGACGAGUUGCACUUAAACCUGGUCUGAAUGAAGGAGAGAAUGGCCGAGGUGGAGCUAAACCUCGUCCAACGGAGGCAGAGAAUAGACCAGGUGCAGCGCAACCUGCAACAGCUGGAGCAGACGAUGGUGCAGCUAAGUCUAGUUUAGCUGAAGCAGACACAACUAAACCUCGAACAGCUGAAGCGGAGAAUGGACGAGGUGAAGCUAAACGUGGUCUAGUUGGCAAGAAUGGACGAGGUGGAGGUAAACCUCGUCCAACUGAAGCAGAGAAAGGACAAGGGGCAUCUGAUAGGCCGAAGCAGAGGACAAGCUCAUCUAUUUUGAAAGACAUAUGCCCUGAUCAAAGCAUCUCAGACAGCAGCAAUCGCACCGUUCUCCCAAAUCCUCUUGCACUCAAAGACAAGCUGAGAAGCGAUCUGAUACUAGGCAAAGAUAGAGGAGGUAUGGCCAAGCUGUCGUUACGGAAGAGUGACCUUUUACGGACUAGUAGUAAGGAAGACAGAAAUAAAUUGCAAGAAGAGCGCUUAUGCGUGUUGGUUAAGGCUCGGGAGGAGAUUAACAGACGACAGAGAGCUAUGAUCUCAAAGAACAGGGAACGGGAGAGAUCCUCAGCACUUGCAAGAACGGUUGAAGAGAACUGUCAGGAGGGAAAUCAGGCCAAUACUGGAGGUGUUGAAGAUAGUCCAACACCGAAGAGGUUAAUGAGAGAAAAUGCAGAGGACAGUGGGGCAGGUGAUGGACGUGUUGAAGUAGAUGCACCCGGGCCAAUGUUAAGAAGUAACGUGAGAGAGAAUCUUCCAGACAGCCAUUCACUGGGUAGUCGAGAGGGUGGAGGUGGUCAAACUCUGCUAAACGUCGUUCGCAGCCACAGGGAGCUGCGUUGGAGACCUCCCGCAGCAGCAACGGCUGCUGCUCCACAACCUCGCCCAAAGUGGGAUAACAGCAUCAGGCCCAUCUCUAUGCCUCGGGUUUCAGCCAAGAAACUCCACCACAAUGCUGGUAGUGCAACACCAGCUGCAACAGGAUCUAGUUUGCCGAAAACACCUCUGCCGAGCUAUCAUGAUAAUAGCAGUGGCAGACAAUUUGACGUGGGAACUGGCUGGUCACCAAGGCUAAGUGUGGAUCUGGGCCAUGCUGCUGAACCAGGACCAGCUAUGGCAGAUAGAAUGAGGGCAGGGCUGGACUGUAGAGGGCAGAAGUUUGCAAAGAGGGAGGAGUCUGUCUGUAGAAUGGGGAUAGGUGAAGGAGCAGGGCGGUCAACAAAUCAAAGACUCUCAGAGGAGCCUGCAGGGAGAGUUACUGAUAGGACCCUGUCGGAGAGAAGGUUAAAUGCCAGCUCUGAAGACACCAAUCAUGGGGGCUGGACGGCACCUACAAACUGUGGCACCCUUAAUAUCUCGGAGAGCAGAUCUGGCAGCGUAGAGCUCAGAUCUGAUUGUGCACUGAGCCAGGCCCCAUCUUCUGAGUCAGAGAUUCAGAGAAGAAGAUUCAAUGAGAUUUGCACAGGAAUACAAUGGCGACUGAGGAGCAGAGGAACUCGAAAUGCUGAGAAUGAGACAGAGAGCAUUGGGAAUGGAAACAGUACACAAAGUGCCAACACUGGAACAGGAACUCCAGAUGAAAGUGCCAAUGGAAAUGGCAACAGAACAGGAAUUGGAGCCUUGAUAAGGAAACUGGGACCUGAAACUUCAACUAGACCAGGAACUGAACCUGUAACCGAAGCCGCUACUGAUGUUGCGGCUGCAGCAACUGCUGCUGAUUCACAACUUACCUCUCCUACGACUGUUGCAGUGGGUGCGAAGUCGACAACAAUGGUGAAUACAGCAACAGCAAAUUCAGAGACGGUGCCUGCUGUGAAGCAGGAAAUAAACAGAGGGAAUCACGCAGCAUGUCCCGGUCAGAGUCGUAUCUUUGCCAUGGGAGGAGCACCCCUCUGGAGCACAAUUGGCCCGGUCUUCAAAGAGAGAGUGAGCGAGUCUUCCAAAGAGGACUGGGAGAAGGCAUUUCUAGCAUGGAAGCAGAAAAAUGGCAUCCCCGAGGAUGCAAAAGUCUUUUAUACUUACAUUGGCGAGGCUGACAAAGUUGAACUAGAGGGCUUGGAUGAGGCAACAAUGAAUGCCCAGAUGAAAGUGUUGAAGAAGAAUAUGUUGUCGCUGCAUGCGCAUGUGGACAGCAAAUUCGACUUCAUGCAAAGCACUCUAGACCAGAUCCUGGACGCUUUGACAAGGCCAGGAUUCCGGCCACCAGCACAAUCGCCGUUGCCGUUAUCGGCGAUGUCAGGCCCCUUUCCGGUUCAAGCUGGCACACAGCCAAGUGGCACAUCUGCAGCAGCCGCACAGACUGUUGCAUCUUCUUCUUCGGGUCCAGCGGUGGUUGCUACACCACCGCAACAGGCUAGUCCUCAACAAGGACAGCCGCAAGGUCAUUGGUAUCCCAAGACCCCAAUGAAACCGCCUCUUGCUUUUUCAGGCGAGAGAAAGGAAGAGGAACUCAACAUAUGGUUGAGGACCGUCCCGGUUUGGGUGAAGGCAAAGAGGACCUUGCCUGAGGACGAAGUGGUAACUGCAGCAUCUUACCUAGAGGGCUUCAAGCUCGGGAAACGCGUAGGGCCAGUGGAAGUAGUAGCGGCUUCUACUCAACAUGAAGUGGGCAUGAUACCCUCCUCACUUCAUGACAAGGUCGAAGCUAAUGACUCCUUAGUCACCCCGCAGACGCAUCUAGACCAAACUAUGCUCUGUACGUUAGAUGUGUCUGAAGCCUUAGAAGACUUAGAAGGCGAAUGGUCAAACAAGGACCCUCGCGAGUCUUGGGUGGCGCUAAAGAAGGGUCCUAGAGGGGAACAUUUCGUGGUGGAAGUGGAUGUAGGAGGCCGCAAAUGUGGUGCCUUCAUAGACAUCGGAUCCACACAGAAUUAUAUAAGUCGCGACUGUUUGGAAAGGCUGCACCUACAGGACCGGGUAUGGCACCUUAGUAGACCUGUAGCAUCUACUUUGGCCAACAAGGAGCACAUGAUUGUAACCGACUACAUCAAUGACGUAGUCUGUACCUUCUCCUAUGGAGGAGGUGAGGUUAACCAUAAGAUCUCGUUCUUGGUUAGCGACGACUUGCCAUUCGAUAUGCUGUUAGGCAUGUACUACCUCGAAGUUGCUAAGCCCCAGUUCGACUGGGAUAAGAAGGUGCUCAAGCAUAAGUUGCCCGAUGGCCGAACUGUCAGACUGACUAAGUUCAAGGCCAGUAGUAUUAUAGAUACCUAUGGCUGCUUGUGCGCAUCAGCGUUCUACAAUUACUAUAAGCAAAACCAAGAGGAGGGUAUGUACCUUGUUUACGUCUCUGAGAAGGGGGAGGCCGUUAAAACACCCCCAGAGAUAAAACAUGUCGUUGCUAAGUUCCCUGAUGUGUUCGAGGAGCCCACAAGAGUUGUUGAAAGGGAAGUAGUCCGCGCUAUAGAAAUCAUUCCAGGGAGACAGAGUGUUUCCAUGGAUUUCAUGGAUACCCUGGUAACUAGCAAGAGUGGUAAAAGGCACAUCUUCGUCAUCAUAGACCGAUUCACCAAGUACGCUAGACUAGUCGCCAUGCCAGAAAGUGUGAGGACCGACCAUGUCAUCAAGUUAAAGGACAACUGGGUGCGGGACUUUGGUUUACCAAAGACUAUCAUUAGUGAUAGAGACGUCCGAUUCACAAGUGAGCUAUGGAAGAAGACUGCGGAACAAAUGGGCAGUCAACUUCAGAUGACUUCAGGGAAUGAUCCCGAAGCCAACGAACAAGCCGAACAGAUGAAUAGAGUUGUACAACACUUGCUGAGGCAUUACAUCAAGCCCAACCAAGAUGACUGGGAUGAGAAGUUGCCACUCAUCGCCAGUCUGUACAACAAUGCUGUGCACAGCAGCACCGGCGUGAGUCCUAACCAGCUACACUUGGGAUGGAAGCCUAGAUCCGCGUUAGACUUCCUCCUACCUGAAAACCGACCUGCUGCAACCCCAGGCACAUUGGAGUACGGUGUGCAGUAUGAGAAGUUGCUGCAAGAAGCUGUCGAGCACAUGAAGAAAGCUCARCAAGCAAUGAUUGCUUCUGAGAAUCAACAUCGUAGACRGUCCACAUUUCAGGUAGGGGAACGUGUCUGGGUCAAGGCUAGCGAGCUAGGACAGGAAUUCAGAAUCUCUCGCAAACUAAUGCCUCAAUACUUUGGUCCCUGGGAAGUCUUAGAUAUAGUGGGAGAUGAGAUGGAUGGUCCCACUUAUGUCAUUCGUGUCCCUGGACACCUACGCACUCACCCAGUCUUUCAUGCCUCAAAGCUUGCACCUUUCGCUGAGACUGAUCAAUUCUCUUCCAGGAGAUCGAUGCUGCCCCCAACCAUGGAUGGACAAGUCGACAUCGACGACAUUGUGGAUCACAGGGAUAUGCCUGUUCAGAAGCCGCUGGGUCGAGGAAGACCUCCUAAACCCAAGAGAGAGUACCGGAUCAGAUUCAGGCAUCAUACGGAUCCAAAAGAAGAUCGGUGGUUUGCCCGGGAGGAACUGAUGGAAACAGCUCCUCAGGUGGUGGCAGAUUAUGAACGGAAGCUAAAAGGGAAGGCACCUGCGAAUGUGAUACUGCAUUCUGGAUUUUUGUGCUUCGUCCAUACUCAUGUUCCUUGCACUUGCCAAGAUUAUACAAUCUGGUUCGAGAAGAGUAUCAAGGAGGAGUUUCGAAAGAGGAUAGAGAAGACAAACCCUGAUGGAGGAGAUGGUAGAGACGAUGACGACGAUGAUGACGAGGGACAGCGAAUUGCGAUUGGGAGUCUGAAUCAAGUCGGAUCAUUGCGCUAUGAACUUCAGGAAUUUAUUCUGAAGUCAUUCCAGUUCUGAAACUGUUUGAACUUCUUCUUGUGUUUGUGGAAGGCAUUAAAGUGACGGAAAUGGAACAGUAUUUGGAUUUUGAACACCGUUACCUGCAUUUAGAUCAAUGGUUCAGGUUCCCUGCAAAAAAAAGUAGCACACAAAAAAAAAAAUGAUAAAAUUGUACGAAAAUU
Molecule: messenger RNA, 9012 nt
Organism: Chara braunii
Lineage: Eukaryota; Viridiplantae; Streptophyta; Charophyceae; Charales; Characeae
Source: the annotation of a GenBank genome assembly